This is a messenger RNA of Suillus fuscotomentosus, 816 nucleotides long. RefSeq lists its product as uncharacterized. NCBI's taxonomy places the organism in Eukaryota, Fungi, Basidiomycota, Agaricomycetes, Boletales, Suillaceae. The record is from RefSeq and is a predicted model, not a curated record. The transcript is spliced from 5 exons. The coding region runs from base 1 to 816 and encodes 271 amino acids.
AUGGCUGGAUUUCUACAUCAGACUCAUACCAACGAAGACGGCAAGUCUACAAUUUCUAAACUUCGGACUGAAUUGUAUAUUCUGUACUUCUUGCUCAAAGGCCGAGUCUAUCACGGCGAUAUCUGGCAGAUAAUCGGAGGGCGUAUAUUGGAAGCACAGACAGAAGAAUCGUUGCGAACGGUUAAGGAUAACAAAGGGCGCGUAACCGUAGAGCGAGCUUUCAUGGAACAGAAGAGGGAUCGAUGUCAGCUGGAGAUGUCUUUGUGCAGCCAGGCUAUCGAUCACGUACAGCAACGAUGGAUAAUGCGUGAGAUUCUCCCAACUACGCAAACCAAUGUAUCUACAGAGGCCUGUUCAACAUCCAUAGGAGCCUAUUCGGCAGCUGUACAACACAAGUGCGAAACUUGGUUAAGAGAGCAAGACCCCGACUUCACGCCAGUUAGACAACUUUUUUCGGACAAAUAUGGCUACUCAAAUUGUAUCACACAUAUAGAGCAACGAAUGCCAGUCAUCGUGCACUCCAUCGACUCCUCGUUCCACCUGUCGAGCACAUGGGUCCCACCUGGCGUUCAAGAGGCCUUUGAUAAGGCAUGCCAUUUGGAACUUCGCUCUCAGACAGGACUCGUGGCAACCUACCUUGAUAUGGAAGGUUACCAUUCUCAUCAGCGCAACCCCGAGUUAGAGUUAUAUCACUUGCAUGUGAAGAUGUGUCGUGCCAAAGCUGAGGUAGAAGUUUAUGAACUGGCGAUUGGAAAUGCGCCUGCAUCUGACUACUCUGACAGCGACGCUUCGUCAUCACUUGGCAGCCGCCCUUAG